Molecule: messenger RNA, 1425 nt
Organism: Pogonomyrmex barbatus (red harvester ant)
Lineage: Eukaryota; Metazoa; Arthropoda; Insecta; Hymenoptera; Formicidae
Source: RefSeq, a predicted model, not a curated record
AUGGCUGGUGUGGGGAAGGAUGAUGCUAGCGGACAUAUCGCUUAUUUUAUAAGGUGCACCGGAGGAGAUGCGGAAGAAAAUAUCUAUGAGGAGUCGACUCUGAGCGAAGCCGACACCGAAAUUUACACAUCGCUACAAGCAAACGACCUGGAUGAAUCCGAAUAUGGGAAAGAAGAAAAUGAGGAGGAAAACGAAGAAGAACAAGAAGAUGUAGAUGAAGAACGAGAAAAAGUUGACGAAGAAAAACAAGAAGAUAGAGAAGGAGAAGAAGAUGACGAUGACGAAGAAGAAGCCGAUGGCGAGGCUGAAGAAAAUGAAAACAGGAGAAGAGCCUUUGAGCAAAUUGCGAAACACGGACGGGCUAUUCUCCGAAAAAUUAUAAAGAUUAAUACACUCUAUAAAAGCUCUGAGUUCUAUAAGAGCUCUAUAAAAGCGAAGAGGAAAGCUCAAGUACAAACAGGAGGAGGCAUUUCACACGAAGAAGAACAAGAAGAUCGUUAUUUACAUCGGCUUCAGAACUAUUCGGAUCUUCAACAGUAUCACCAGCAGCAGCAUCAGCAACAGCAGCAGCAGCAGGAGCACUGACGAGGAUGCCGCGGUCGCGUAGCGACACAGAAUUGCGACCAAACUCAAAAAAAUUGCUAAUGAUUUCAACGCAAAACCCACGUUCUUUAGUAUGAAUUGAGAGACAUGAUCAGAGUUUGCUAAAACGCUCUACCAGCACAUUCCAAAAAGAAUGAACAAGAAUAUACAAGAUCUGCUGCAACAAUUGCGAUGCGUGUUAUGUCGGACAAUUAUGAGACAAUUAAAAGACUGCAUAAACAUCAAAAUCAUAUACGCAAAAACACAAAUACACAUUCAGUCAUUACCGAGCACAGAUUAGACUACGACCACGAAGUUGACUGGAACGAUAUGAAUGAAAUUUACAGAAAUCACUGAUUUCAGAAAUGCUUUUUAUUAAAAAACAAAAUAAUAGUCUAAAUUUCGUUACAGUCACAGUUUGAUAUUGAAUUCUUGCAUCACGCAUACGUUUUCUUCUUGAACAAGCUGUAAUUUCGGUUUUGUUUUGAUUGCAUUAAAUUUAAAAAAGUCAUCUACUGCUUGAAGCUCAAGCGCUGUGCGAUGUGUUGCUCGGCGCGAACUGUGCCGCACUCCUGCACGUGCUUUCUCCGUUUUAGUGUGAACUGUGUUCAUUUGAUAAUUGACAGCCCUUAAUGACCAUUGUCUUGUUUUCUUUAAAGAUGACAUAUAUAUGUACGGUCAUAAUAAUUAUUAAUUAACGAUUUUAUCAUCGGUGGGCUCAUCAGAUGAACACAAGAUCUUAUCUUUAUUUUUAUAUUCACUGAAGAUAACUCAAACUUGAGUCCAAACGUCUGUAUUAUAUAUUAAAGUUUGUAAUAAAGAGUGUUAAUUGCGCACUGUAAA